AUGGGAGUUCCGAAAUUUUAUCGAUGGAUUAGUCAGCGAUAUCCUUGUAUUAAUCAAAUAAUUAAAGAUAAUGAGGUUGUUCCAAUAGAUCACGUGUACCUUGACCUUAAUGGUAUUAUCCACUCCUCCUCCCAUUGCGACGGAAUGGCUUUCGAUGUUUUCGAUGAAGAUAAAGUUUUUCAAACGAUCGCAAAUUAUAUUAACUAUAUUAUAAACCUCAUAAAGCCUCGAAAGACAAUUUUUCUCGCUGUUGACGGCGUAGCACCUCGUGCCAAAAUGACCCAACAGAGGGCUCGUCGUUUCGUUGGACCCAAAAAAGUUGCCGAUGAAAUUAAAAAGCGCAAAGAAAAGGGACAGAAGAUAGAUGAAACGACCAUCUUUGAUUCCAACGUUAUUUCUCCUGGCACAGAAUUUAUGGCUCGUCUUCAUGAAUAUUUUAAGACCUACAUUGCUAAUCAAAUUACCAACAAUCCUAUUUGGCGACGUGCUGAUGUUAUUUAUUCUGGUCAUGAUAUUUUCCUUGGAUUGGCUACCCACGAACCAAAUCUCUGUAUUCUCCGUGAAAAUGUCUAUACAGUCAAAUCCCCAAUUCCGCAAAAUAUUCCAUUCUGCCUUGUUCAUUUAUCGCUUUUACGCGAAUACAUUGGUCUGGAAUUCGGGGAUCUCAAGGAUGAAAUUUCCUUUCCUUUUGAUCUGGAGAGAAUUAUCGAUGAUUGGAUAUUUAUGGGCUAUUUCCUUGGCAACGACUUUAUUCCCAAUCUUCCCAACAUGCACAUCCAUGCAGAGUCCUUUAUUUUCCUCUGGGAUACCUAUCAUGUGGUUUUACCCAAAUUAGAUGGUUAUAUCAAUGAUUUUGGGAAGCUCAACUUAGAACGCUUCCAUGUGUUUAUUACGGAGCUGGCAUCGUUUGACAUGCAUUGGUUUGCCGAGAGCCAAGCCGACCAGCGUUGGAUGCAUGGUAAACACGGGGCUAAGAUGGCGCGGGAAUUGCAGCGUCUGGGUAAAGAAAAAGCCAUGCCAUCGAACGAACCACCGCUCAAGCCAAUUAAACCCCAGCCGCCAAAAGCAUCAACUUCAACUCCCGGACAAGAGGGGAAGGAGGAGGAGGAGUCGAUUGUGGGCUUCUUUGGCGAUGACGACCCCUCUAUUCUUCCACUUAACUCGAUUGAAAGUGUUGAUGAAAAGCUAGCUGUUUUGAUGGCCAACGUCAAAGUGGAUAUACCUAUCCCAUCACAGGUUGCAUCACUUGAAGAAAUAGAGCCCGACAUCUCCGACACGGAAGAUGGUGAAAGUUGCGACCUUUCAGGUACCAUAUCAGAAGGUACUGAAAGUAGUGACUUUUCGGACUCUACUGCAGAGGAUGAAUGCUUAAUUGACCAAGAAUGGAUGCAUCAUCAUCGCCCUCCUCCCCCCUCGCAUAUUGGAACAGACUCCAUUGACAGUGAGGAGGACGAAGAUACCAUCUCCUACCGUAUGCAUCGUCAAGAAUAUUACUCACAGAAAUUGAAGAUCGAUAUUCGGGGCACUUCCAGACGUCCUGAUGAGUCUUUUGUAGAGGCCGCCCUCUUGCCCAUCUGUCAGAAGUAUGUGGAAACUCUCCAAUGGGUUCUUGAUUACUACUUUAAAACAGUAGUCGAUUGGCAACACUACUAUCCCUAUCACUACGCGCCCUUUGUCUCCGACCUUCCUUUUUUCACUAAGAGAUUUCUUAAGGAUGGACCGGAUCAUGAGAAGAGACAUAAUUGGACUACCUUUGAACCCGAUACUAAGCCCCUUUUGCCCUUUGAACAGCAGAUGUUCAUUAUGCCAAUUUCGAGCGCUAGAAUCCUGCCACAACCCUACAGGUGUCUUUUUGCGGAAGAUAGUCCUGUUGCAGAGUUCUUUCCCGAUAAAUUUCAGACAGAUGUCAAUGGAAAAUUGGCUGAUUGGGAGGCUGUGGUGCUUAUUCCAUUCAUUGAUGAGGCAAAAAUGUUGGCAGCAAUGGUUCCUUUGACCCGUUUUCUCUCUCCGGAAGACUCUAAACGCAAUAUUCAUCAUGGUCACCAGCUCUUGAUGGUGAGUGGCAGAGAAAAACUCGAUUUUGCAGACAAACCUACCUUUGAAGAUCUACUCACUGAAGAAGUCGACGGGGAGUUCUAUCGAUCGCAUGUCCUCUCCGAUCCUGAGCAAUGUGUCAAGGUGUACUGCAAGUUGCCCAGACCUGUUCAUCCCUCCUAUCCCAGUCUCUAUCGAGUUCCCUUCACUUCCACAACUGAACAUGUUGGUGUUACGACGUUUUCAUUUGCAAGCAAGGGUCAGAGUAUUCUCCUCACGGUGAACCAUCCACUUGGGAGGAAUGAGGAUGUUGGACCAGCUCCUCUUCGCCAAAUAGCUAGGACUUUCCUCGGCCAUCCUGUCUACACUGGAUGGCCUUACUCGCGUCUUGUGCUCCCAAUCGCUGUAUUGGAUGAGAAAGAAAUUUUUGAAGUUGACAUGUCUUCGAGCAAGACUCGGGUUCUUAAUCGGACCAAUUUGCGACAACAACCGGAUUCACCCCUCUGGUCUUCAGUAAAAUGGCUUCAAUCCCAAUCCGAGUUGUGUGUCUCGCGUCUUCAUGAUCGAUGUGCCAUCACCUUGGCCGGUGGACAACCUCGUGCCGCUCUACUCUGUCUUCCAGUUAGAGAUGCUGCCUUCUCUAUCUCUGUCAAUACCUCCAAUCCCUCCCUUGUCCACGUUCGUCCUAUGUGUCUUAAAACCCAGAAUUUGAACAAACAGUUUGGCGAAAUUCGAAAUCAGCGUCAUGCUAGCCAUAAAUCCAAGACUACUUUUGGCGGUGGACCACGAACGAACAAGCAGUCCCUGUGUCACGAUUCCAACGUGAGCAUCCCCAUCUCCUCGGAGGCCACUUUGGAAAUCCUUGACCUCACCGUAGAACCGUCAUCGACUGCUGCUUUUGAUCGCGCUCUCUUUGAAGUCUUUUCUCGAGCUGACAAGGUCAUUGUUUUCGAUAGGCCUAAGUCAAAGAACUUUGGAAGACUUGGCGAAGUUGUGGGCACGACGAGUUGCAAUAAGCUUGAAGUGAAACUUCUUCCCGAAAUACCACCACCGAAGAAUCAUAGUGGUGUAUUGAAAAUGGCGACUGAGGCAGAUGAUGCUUGUUUCUUGACUGUCCAACAAAUUUCUCGCGAACUACACCUCACCCAGCAUGUCAUCCAACGUCUGGUUGGAGAUUUUAUGGUGUGGGUACCUCAACCUCCGCUUGCUGAUCAUAACCCCGCUACUCGAAGCACACCAUCUCGAUCAGCUGACGAUCGUCGCAAUUUCGCUAAUCUUGGCUUCAAUCUGCGUCUGCACAAUGAUCAAGCUUUUGUGGUAGGCUGGAGCCACUUCUCGACCAUCCGAAACUGCUGGACGUAUUCACGUCGCACUGUGGAGGCUUUAGCCCAGUACAAUCAACUCUUCCCUGAUUUGGUCAAUUUUAUCGGCGCUUUCGAUAUGCACAAACCUCCACCCAAAAUGAGCUCGAUUUACCAACAAAACACUUUUGAUAAUUACAUUAACAUACGCAAUUUCCUCCGCACAAAAGUGAAAAGUAAUCGAACGGUCACGGAUGUGGGUGCUCCCCUUUUGAAUUCCAGUGGCCUAUCCAUAAUCGAGAAUCAUCUUCUACCGGAUCAACCGGCUCAAGUCCAUCCACCUUCCAGAAAUGUUCGAAUUAAAGUUGCUCCUACCGAUUUAUUUGUUGUGAGUCAAAAUCAUGUUCUUCCAUCGAAUAAUUCGAAAAGACGGCAAGGAAGAAAUCGGCAGGAUGUGCGACAGUCCCCUCUCAAAUUAAACUUUACACCUGAGGACCUUGGAUUUCCUGAGGCCCCUAGUGAGCCGCCACCACUAGCUGUUAGUUUAUUUUUUUCCUUGCAUCUAGUGCAUUGGCAAAUGGAUAAGCAUUCAACUAUGUUCGAUGGCGGACUGUUUGAAAUCGAAUCUUCUCUUCUUCAUCAGUCUCAUUCUACGCUAAUUACAUCACAGUUACCACAAGUUCGGCCUUUCACAGGUUUCAACGAGAACGUAGGCCUUCCUGAUCUGCCAAUACAAGUAUCUGAACUAGAUAGUGAGGCAUUUAGUCACACCUUCCAAGAAAUACCGUUACAGGCAGAGCUACCAUCUGCGAACUCUAUGGUUCAAUGUUCAACGUCUCAAUUGCAACAAUUUUCACCGCCGCUCCGAGAGCCAUCAGAGACUAUUGCAAAUGAAUGUGUUCCACACAGGCAACUUCCAGCUGUAGUAUCUGCUGCUUCAACCUACUUUACCCCACCUCAAGUUAGUCCUGAAAAAUUUGCAUGUGAAAAAUCUGCGUCGUUAGGCUUCAGUGGUUCCUUCGCUUGUGACCAUUUCUCAUUCCAAUUCCGCCCCUUUCCGUGUCCCAUGUCAGAUCGGCUCUAUUUUGCGCUGUGUACACGUUCUCCCCUUUUCCGUACCAAUUUCCCUGACGUCCCUGGCUGCGUAGAACACUACGUCGUCCUCUUUCUUUAA
This is a messenger RNA of Rodentolepis nana, 4509 nucleotides long. Lineage: Eukaryota; Metazoa; Platyhelminthes; Cestoda; Cyclophyllidea; Hymenolepididae. The record is from the annotation of a GenBank genome assembly.